Messenger RNA from Hyphopichia burtonii NRRL Y-1933, 1668 nucleotides. RefSeq names its product NADH-ubiquinone reductase (H(+)-translocating) (gene NDE1). NCBI's taxonomy places the organism in Eukaryota, Fungi, Ascomycota, Pichiomycetes, Serinales, Debaryomycetaceae. The record is from RefSeq and is a predicted model, not a curated record. The transcript has a single exon. Gene Ontology annotation, molecular function: NADH dehydrogenase activity. Bases 1 to 1668 code for a protein of 555 amino acids.
AUGUUUCGUUUAACAUCAAAAAGAUUAUUUUCAACUAGUCCAAGGGUUUGGCAAUCUGCCAAUGGUAAGAUUCCAAAGAGUCCAGGAUUACUUUCAAAAUCAUGGACCACGGUUAAAAGAGCCACUGGUUUAACUGUUUUUGGUUCAAUGGCUUUUAUUUCUUAUAAAAUUUGGAAUGAAUCUCAUCCUAGUGAACAAGUUAAACAAGUUCCAUUAUUUGAAAAUGGCCAAAAAAAGAAAACUUUGGUUAUUUUAGGUUCUGGUUGGGGGUCUAUUUCUUUAUUGAAGAAUUUAGAUACUACCUUAUAUAAUGUUGUUGUUGUUUCUCCCAGAAAUUAUUUCCUUUUCACUCCUUUAUUACCUUCUUGUCCAACUGGUACUGUUGAAUUAAGAUCAAUCAUUGAACCAGUUAGAUCAAUCACUAGAAACAGUCCUGGUGAAGUUAUUUAUUUAGAAGCCGAAGCCACUGAUAUCGAUCCAAUUAAUAAUAAAUUAACUUUAAAACAAUCAACUACUGUUCAUUCUGGUCAUUCUGGUAAAGAUACCGGUUCUGCUAAAUCAACUGUCUCUGAGUACUCUGGCGUUGAAGAAAUUACUACCUCUUUGAAUUAUGAUUACUUGGUUGUUGGUGUUGGUGCUCAACCUUCAACUUUUGGUAUUCCCGGUGUUGCCGAACAUUCAACCUUCUUAAAAGAAGUUAGUGAUUCUAUCAAAAUUAGAAAAAGAUUAAUGGAUGUUAUUGAAGCUGCUAAUAUCUUACCAAAAGGUGAUCCUGAAAGAAAAAGAUUAUUAUCAAUUGUUGUUUGUGGUGGUGGUCCAACUGGUGUUGAAGUGGCUGGUGAAAUUCAAGAUUACAUUGACCAAGAUUUGAAAAAAUGGAUGCCAGAAGUUGCUAGUGAAAUUAAAGUUACUUUAGUUGAAGCUUUACCAAAUGUCUUAAAUAUGUUUAAUAAAAAAUUGGUUGACUAUACUAAACAAGUUUUUGAAGAUACUAAUAUCGAUUUAAGAACUAAUACUAUGAUUAAAAAAGUUGACGAUAAAACUGUUAGUGCUCAAGUUAAAUCUGCUAAAGAUGGAUCUACUUCAAUGAUUGAUAUUCCUUACGGUAUGUUAAUUUGGGCUACCGGUAACGCUCAAAGACCAGUUACUCAAAGUUUAACUUCAAAAAUUGAUGAACAAAAAAAUGCUCGUAGAGGUUUAUUGGUUAAUGAACAAAUGUUAGUUGAUGGUUCUAAAAAUAUUUUUGCUUUAGGUGAUUGUACUUUCACUAAAUGUGCUCCAACUGCUCAAGUUGCUUUCCAAGAAGGUAUUUUCUUGGGUAAACAUUUUGCUAAAUUACAUGAAAUUGAUACUUUACAAUAUCAAUUAGCUCACCCAACUCCAACUGAUAAUAUCGAACGUUUAACAAAAAAAUUGAGUAAAUUACAAGAAAAAUUACCUGGUUUUGUCUAUAAUCACCAAGGUUCUUUGGCUUAUAUUGGUUCUGAACGUGCUGUUGCUGAUUUGGUCUGGGGUGAUUGGUCCAACGUUACCACCGGUGGUACCUUAACUUUCUUAUUCUGGAGAUCUGCUUACAUUUACAUGUGUCUUUCUGUUAAAAAUCAAAUCUUGGUUUGUUUAGAUUGGGUUAAAGUUUCCAUGUUUGGUAGAGAUAUCUCUAAAGAAUAA